This is a messenger RNA of Carassius carassius (crucian carp), 1831 nucleotides long. RefSeq lists its product as uncharacterized. The coding region runs from base 11 to 628 and encodes 205 amino acids. The transcript is spliced from 4 exons. The record is from RefSeq and is a predicted model, not a curated record. Lineage: Eukaryota; Metazoa; Chordata; Actinopteri; Cypriniformes; Cyprinidae.
AUCCAGAACCAUGGGUGCCAAGGUUUCAGUCGUCAAUCAGACUCCUUACACCUGGUACUUUGACACCCAGGACAACAGAGGAUAUACAUACAUCGGUCCUGGCAGCACCACAUCCUAUGAAGAGGCUCUGGCAAUCCAUCGCUACAUCUACUUCAGAUAUGAAAAUCACUCGUGGAGUAGUUUUUCAUACGAGUUUAACACGCAUAAAGGCAACACGUGUUUUAUCCUAAAAGAAACCUACGACCGUUCCCAGAUUCAGAUGCACUGCACUUCUGAGGGCGGCACUCAUUACUGUCCCAACUACGGAAAAAUUAAAGAAGAUGAAAACCGGAGACAGCAGCAGGAGGAGGAGGAGAGAAGACGUCAGAACCGACAAAUUGAAGAAGAGAACAAACGGAGACAGCAAGAAGAGGAGAAAAGGCGUCUGGAACGUUUGGAACGUGAGCAAAGGAUUCAACAGGAGCUGGACAGAGAGAGUGAACUGUCCAGACGCAAGCUUUCUCGAGCAACUGAGCGGCUUCGUGAAAAACAGAGCUUCAGAGGUCAUGAGAAACAUCAUGAACGCACACAAGUUCUCCAACAGCAAAUAGAAGAUGAUGCUGCUGCGAUUGAGUGGAACGAGGUAUGACUUUCAAUUCAGAUUACAUUUCAUUACUGUAUAAUACAGCAUGUGAUAAAGUAGCACUUUUUACUGAGACCCGAUCAUUUUUUUCACAUUUAUUUAUGUAGGUUAUUGAUAUCGAAGAAAAAUUCAACAACCUUUUAUUAAAGUACCAGAUCACAGAAGAUAAAGAAAUACAGCAGCACCAGAUUUGGAGCAGGAUUAAGAUACUCCAGAAUGAACUUGCAGUUCAAUAUUGUAGAGAAAACAACCUUGCAGUAUGGUCUCAAUUUGCCUUUGAUCAAGCUGUAAGAUAUGAUGAACUGUCUCUUACAGAGAAGCUCACAGUUCUUGAGGCAUCUCUACAGUUCAUCAUGCACGCUAGCACUGAAGAUGCUAAAGAUGAUGAAGAUCAGCCGCUUGGUUGGGAGAAGUACCACUUUUUCUUGGGUUUGUUGGAGCAGCUUCAUUUCACAAGUCCAACUUUGGCCGAACACAUUUUAUUAAAUGUACUUGACACGAUCUCAGAGCUUUCACCCCAAAGUAGGGACAUUUUGGGUCAAAUGUUGUUCAACAGAAUCUGGACACCAACAGAAAUAAUGCUCUUACUUAGCAGAAGUCCAACAAUUAAAUGCCAUCAACUCGAUUUAGUUCUCCACACAGCACAAACCUACCACCUGGACUGCAUCCCCGUUCUCUCUGCUCUUAUGGAUGAAAACCCUUUAAACUUUCUUCAAGAACAAAUAAAAAACGACAAGGAAAAAGAUGCUGAUACAAUUGUGAAGGAACUUCAUGAAGCAAUCUGCCCAGAGAAAGUCUUGGUGCCUUUGAAUGAUGUGCUCAGAUACAUGGAGUUGGAACUCCCAAAAUAUCAAUUGGUGGACCUUACCAAAGAACAAAUUGCUGAAUUGAAAGGAAACAUAAGAUCUCUUAAUUUUACAAACCUAGAUAUAAGCCUUUUGAAAAACAUAUUGAUUGGGAUGUCAAUAGCAGUGCAAGACUGCUCAACAAUCAUCACAGCAGACAAUGUGAAAAUUGAAGGAUAUUUUCCAAGACUUACACAACUCGCAUCAUUGCUUUUGCUUCUUCUGACAGAAAAUAAAGGAUGUCUCCUAGAGAUUGGCACAGGUGAGGGCAAGUCCUGUAUCUUAGCCAUGUUUGCAACAAUUCUGGCUAUUCGUGGAAUAAAAGUGGACAUUGUGACGAGCUCUCCAGUUCUUGCCCGACGAG